AUGAACACUGAAAAACUGAAAAAACUGCAGUCACAAGUCCGCAUAGGCGGCAAGGGUACUCCAAGGCGUAAGAAGAAGGUCGUCCAUGCGACCGCAGCCACAGACGACAAGAAACUGCAGUCAUCCCUCAAAAAAUUGUCAGUAAACACUAUCCCCGGCAUCGAGGAAGUAAAUAUGAUAAAAGAUGACGGCACAGUAAUACACUUUAAUAACCCAAAAGCGCAGGCCUCGCUCGCAGCGAACACUUUCGCUAUCACCGGGCAUGGGGAAAAUAAGCAGAUCGCUGAAAUGUUGCCAGGAAUCUUGAGCCAGCUCGGCCCUGAAGGCUUAAACCAGUUAAAGAAAAUCGCGUCUAGUGUAGCCCCGCCGAAACCUCUAGACGAAGACGACGAAGUACCUAACCUCGUUGGCAAUUUUGACGAAGCGUCGAAACAGGAGGCCAAAGAGGUAAUCACUGAUGAGAAAGAAAAGGAAAAGGAGAAAAAACCAGAAACAGAAACCAAAGCCGCGGCGGACAAGAAAGUUGAU
This is a messenger RNA of Brenthis ino (lesser marbled fritillary), 528 nucleotides long. The record is from the annotation of a GenBank genome assembly. Lineage: Eukaryota; Metazoa; Arthropoda; Insecta; Lepidoptera; Nymphalidae.